Symbiodinium sp. CCMP2592 is the source of this 1719-nucleotide messenger RNA. The record is from the annotation of a GenBank genome assembly. Lineage: Eukaryota; Dinophyceae; Suessiales; Symbiodiniaceae.
AUGAAUUACCAUCGUAAUGAUCAGGGGCUUGCUCGAGGUCCUUCGCUGCCGGUCCCUGCGGAUCCUCUCUGCCUCUUCGCCGGCCAUCACAAGCUGUAUGGCACUGGUUCCUUGGCUCUCGACAAGCUGUGCCUUGGUCAUGGUUGCUCGGCUUGGGAUAGGCAGAAAGCUCAGCGACUGGAUGAGUUGCCGACGUGUACUUGUGGCUUGGAGGCUCCCAGCAGGCCGCACUUGCUUUGGGCGUGUGCACACUUUUCUCAGUGCACUGCUGCUGUUGGAGCUCCUCGUGAUCGCGUCCAGGAGAGAUUGCUCGGCUGUGUUGUGCCGGAAUGGCCGGCUCCGCCGCCUGUGCUUGACACCGAUGGGAUUGUUGAAGACUUGUCCGAAGCUCUUCGUGCUGCUUGGUCUUCCGAGCGGCCCUGGCUACUCCUUGCUACGGAUGGCUCCUGCCACGCUGAGGUUGCCUCCUACUCCGUCGUCGUUGACCACGGCGCUUCGGUUGCCGCUGGCGUUGAGGGCGAGGACCAGACGUCGUACAAGGCCGAGCUGUGUGCCCUGGCUUUGCUUGUCCGUGCUGCGCUCUGCCUCGAGCUCGUGGGCACGCUGUGGGUCGUCGUUGACUGCAAGUCUUUGCUGGACGCCAUCACUGGGCGUGGUGCUCUCAGCUCCUUGGUGAUGCAGAUCUCUGCCGGCAUUGCAGUUCUUUCCUCCAGGGGUUUGCUGCUCAAGCUGGAGUGGGUGCCGAGCCAUGACAAACCUCUUCCUCCUGGGUGGGUCGCGUCAUCUGGUGCUACGGAGGCGCAUUUGAGGGCGCUCAAUGCGCGUGCUGAUCGGGUUGCUCGCCAACACUGUGGUCGCCGAUGCCAGCUCUCUGCUCGCUUGCGCUGCCAUGCUGCGCGUGAAGCUGCGCAGCGCUGGGAGGACCGGGCGGGGAAAGUGGAGGGUCGCGUGGACGACCACGGGUCCCGGCUCGACAUCGUCGAGCUCAGGGUCGAGGAGGCUCAGGCGUACAGGUUUUUGCCCAUUGGGUCGAGCGAGGCCCUUGACAAAGUGUGGGCAGAUGUGGAGAGUGGUGCCACGGAGCGUACGGGAAUCCGAACGGCUGCUGCGAGUGCCGUCCUGCACUACCAACCCGGGAGGCCAGGGACUUCAACCUUUCAGGUGGUGGAUCAGGGGUCGGAGGUGUUUUGGCUUGUGGCGAUGGAAAGCUUCGGAGCAUUUUGCCUGGAGCUCCUUUGCGGCGCUGCUGCUACGAAGCGCAAGCGGAUUGAGCGCUUGCUCACCUCACUGGCUGGCCUGCUCUUCGACUGGGCUGGCGAUGAAGGCGAUGAGCAGACUGCCAAAAACGCGGAGUGCGAGCAGCUCUUUGAACAAAUUGUGCCUUGGCUGCGGCUGCUCCGCGCCCUGCGGCCGCCAUUGCCACCGGCCAUGGUGCUUCUGUGGCUUUCAGCAUUGCUGGGGAGGACCAGUCCUCUUACAAAGCUGAGGUUGUCGCUUUGCUCACCUUGCGCAGAGCUGCCGCGCGACUUCGUGGACGAUGGUGUGGACGUUUGGUCGUCGCCUGUAAUUGCCAGGCUGCUAUCGAUGCUCUCCGUGCCUGCAGCACCCUUUCUGGCUUUGCUCAGGAGCUUGUUGCAUGCCGAGCUGGCGGGUACGAAUUCAUCUCAACGCAAUGCUGCCGCGUCAUCUUCUUGGAUUUUGUCACAAGUGGUGGCCUAA